GCAGUCGACGGUGGACAUAGCGGCUGCUCUAUCGCUAUAUUGUUCUCUUCUUCUUCUGUUGGAAUCCUUCCUGAACCAUGGCGGCUCCCAUGGGUGGAAACGCAAAUGUCGUAAUCCCUCGAAAUUUCCGGCUCUUGGAAGAAUUGGAGCAAGGACAGAAAGGUGUUGGGGAUGGAACGAUUUCCUGGGGCUUGGAAGAUGAUUCCGACAUGACUUUGACGCAUUGGAACGGCAUGAUCAUCGGUCCGCCAAGAUCGCCGUUCGAAAACAAAAUGUAUUCGUUGAAAAUUGAGUGUGGAGCUCAAUAUCCGGAAGAGCCCCCUUGCGUUAGAUUUGUUACUAAAAUCAAACUUCUCGGGGUGAACGAUACUACCGGUGUGGUCGAUCGUCGCCAGACGCCCAUCCUGUCCCGAUGGCAAAGGAAUUAUUCGAUCAAAAGUAUUCUGCAAGAGCUGCGUCGCGCGAUGACUGCCAAGGAAAACACUCGUCUGCAACAACCUCCCGAAGGAGCAACUUUCUAGAUGGGCUUCUUCGAGUGUUUAUUUUGCUUCGAGCGAGGUUUCGGCAGGGAACAACACGCCUGGCGAUGGAUAAGUGGAAUGAAGUGACAACCCACAGCAGAGUCAGCCGGAGGAUGUUGAGGUGGUGACUGUCGAAGAGACGAGGUGGAGAUCGACGCGGACGAGUCCGCACGUUCGAUACUGAGAAGAUUUGAAAGGGUGACCGUGUCGGAAGGCAGUGGAGCUGCCACAACAGCAAAAUAUAGCCGACCCCUCUAUAUUGAUUUCCGUGCUGUUGCGCGUAGUUUCUCACAGAUGGUAGACUUUUGCUUUGUUUUAUAUUUAUUGAGCUUCAGCAAAAAUUCCAAAAAUACGACCAAGGAGUCGACGCGGAGGAGAAGACGGGAGCUCAAAGAGGCGAUCCAUCGAGUGCCGCCUAGGGAUGUCAGCGGUUAAUGAUAAUGACAUUUAAACAUAGGUGGAAAUAAAGUGUAAAUUUAUAAA
Galendromus occidentalis (western predatory mite) is the source of this 1004-nucleotide messenger RNA. It is a transcript of the gene Uev1A, whose product is annotated as Ubiquitin-conjugating enzyme variant 1A. The record is from RefSeq and is a predicted model, not a curated record. The transcript is spliced from 4 exons. NCBI's taxonomy places the organism in Eukaryota, Metazoa, Arthropoda, Arachnida, Mesostigmata, Phytoseiidae. Bases 78 to 521 code for a protein of 147 amino acids.